UUGCGGGCGGCCCUUGCGCGGUCCGUAGCGCGGUGCGCACGUGGUUGUGUGGCGCUGCCGCGGUGUUGUUUGGUGGUGGUGGUUCGUGGUAAUUUUUUUGAGUUGCAUUCUUGGACAGUUAAAUUGCCGAGCUUCGCAUCCGCGGUCCCCAAUGGCGGUGUCCGCGCCGCAGAAACGCUUCUACAGGCAGCGCGCUCACUCCAACCCGAUGGCCGAUCACACAUUUGAGUACCCCGUGAACCCCGAGGCUAUGGACUGGUCAGUUCAUUACCCAGAAUUCUUCACAUUGCCAAAGGUAGCAGCCAAGGAAGAGCACGGAGGCAUGCCAGCUGCCGUAGCAGAGGCAGAGAAUCGGCCACAGCCCCAGGUGGAAUUUGCAGACAUUGGAUGUGGCUACGGUGGACUUCUGGUGGAGUUGUCUCAGCUCUUCCCGCGCACGCUCAUCCUGGGUAUGGAGAUCCGUGUGAAGGUGUCGGACUACGUGCGUGACCGCAUCACCGCCCUACGCACCGCCCAGCCCGGCUGCUACAGCAACAUCGCCUGCAUCCGCACCAACGCGAUGAAGUACCUGCCAAACUUCUUCCGCAAGGGACAGCUGAGCAAGAUGUUCUUCCUAUUCCCGGACCCCCACUUCAAGAAGACCAAGCACAAGUGGCGAAUCAUCAGCCCGACGCUGCUCGCUGAAUACGCAUACAUCUUGCGACCUGGGGGUCUGGUCUACACCAUCACAGAUGUGCACGAGGUCCACCGGUGGAUGCUCAAGCAUUUUGAGGAACACCCGCUCUUCCAUCACGUUCCCCUCGAUGAGUUGGAGGACGACGUCAUCGUGAGCCAGCUGGGAGAGUGCACCGAGGAAGGGAAGAAGGUGACACGCAACGGAGGAGAAAAAUUCACGGCCGUCUUCCGGCGCAUCGCAGAGACUCGGCCUUCGGGCUCCUGACCUUGCCGGGCUCAUCUUGACCUUGCCAGGCGACCCUUGUCCUUGCCCAGUGGUGCCGUUUAACCCGAUGAACUUAUUACACAAUCCACAGUCGUUGCCUUGCUGAUAAGAGACCGGCAGUGUUGAUACUGAUUGACAUUAAAUAUUUAGUUUGUUGCCCACGUUAAUUCUGAAUGAAACGUUCCACACACAAUAAGUGCACAGUACAAUGUGGGUAAAACAGCUACAGGGCAACUUUAACUUGUGCAAAUCUGCACGGGCAUGACUUUUGAACUUGGCUUUUGAACAUGGCUGCUGAUUUCAUACACGAGUUAGCUGUCAUUAGUUAUUGAAUCUAGAACACCUCACACCAGUAAUGCAAUUCUAGUUUUAAGACGGAUACCUGCUGCACAGCAAGUAUUUGAAGGUUUCUUUUGUACCUAUACUUAAUAUUUCGUACAAUUGUAAACAUCUCCGUGUAUCAUGGUUUACAUGGUUGUGUUAUAUUGCCUUGGUCGAGGGGCCAGGUUGCCAAAUGUUUUAAUUAAUUGGAUCGAAGUUCUGUUUGGAUCAUGUCUCUCUUGGCCUUAUUCAUAUAUAUUUCGUGUACAUUUACAAAACGUGUCUUAAUUUAAUAAGGAGUAAAAGUUUUUUUUUGUAUUC
Molecule: messenger RNA, 1582 nt
Organism: Petromyzon marinus (sea lamprey)
Lineage: Eukaryota; Metazoa; Chordata; Hyperoartia; Petromyzontiformes; Petromyzontidae
Gene: METTL1
Product: methyltransferase 1, tRNA methylguanosine
Biological process (GO): RNA (guanine-N7)-methylation; tRNA methylation
Cellular component (GO): tRNA methyltransferase complex
Molecular function (GO): tRNA (guanine(46)-N7)-methyltransferase activity
Source: RefSeq, a predicted model, not a curated record